CUUCACACUAAGGCACGCCUGGGCCUGCCAUUACGGUGUUACAGAGUGUGGGUCCUACCUGACCUCAUACUUGUUGGUUCAAGCACCUUUCGCUCAUUUAUUUCACCUAUGAAAGAGCCUGCUAUGCAGCGUGUGUGCGUGAUUGGAGCAGGUAUCAGUGGCUUGCGGGCUGCAGGCCUGCUCGCCUUGGAGGACUUCGAGGUCACUAUUCUCGAGGCAAGGGGACGUGUUGGUGGUCGUGUUUACCAGUCCUCCCAGCUGGGACCCGCGGUGGAUAUGGGAGCCAGCUGGAUCCAUGGAACACAGGGGAAUCCAUUCGUCGAAUUGGCUGCGUUGUCGGGAACAGCAACAAUUGCCUGUGGAGCUGUAGGCUCCAUAUUCGAUGCGGAGGGUAGCCUCUUGGAGAAACAACACGCGAAGAAAUUCUACGAGAGGGUGUGGGAGAUACUCAAUGAGGCAUCUGAGCACAGCAAAACGCACUACCCCGGCGUACCACCAGAAGCAUCACUGAAGAUGUUUGUGAGUACGAAGCUGGAGCACUGCCCACAAAAGUCGCUUCUUGAGUCGAUAAUUGAGAUGUGGGGAGCAUUUAUGGGCGCAGAUUAUGAGACCCAAAGCCUGAAAAGUCUGUGGCUAGAUGAAGGCGUUGAUGGAGACAAUUUGUUCGUGGCAUCAACAUUCAAGAAGAUAGUGGAACAGGUGGCUGAAAUCGCAAUAUCUCGCGCUGAUCUGCGUCUCAAUGCCGAGGUAAUUCGCAUCGAGCUCAACGAGGGGCUCGAGAAAAGAGGCCGAAAGCACCGAUUGGAGGUGGUGACAAGAGACGGUCAGAUGCAAGGAUUCGACCAGGUUAUCGUCACUGCACCUCUCGGAUGGUUACAAAGAAACCAGCAUGUCUUUAACCCGGAGCUGCCACCGCGACUAUGCCAAGCCAUUAAUGCAACCGGGUACGGAAACCUCGAAAAGAUAUUUAUCCGUUUUCCGAAAGCUUUUUGGGAUGGCGUUGGACAAGCAGCAGGUCAAGGAUCGUUUCCUAUCGAAUCACUCUUUCUGAAACCCAAGUACGCGCCCAAGACGAACCCUCAUCAAUGGCGCCAGGAAAUAAUCUCGUUCUCCGGUCUUCCGGAGCCGCAUGCAAAGCCUGUCAUCAUGUUCUUCACAUACGGCGAGUGGGGACGCCAAAUAUCCAAUCUUAUCAAGGGAAAAGACCACGAGUCACCUGAAUUUUAUGAGAUACUAGACUCUCACUUCCGGCCUUACUACUCUCGUCUGCCAAAUUUUUGUGCGGAGUCUCCUGACUGCAAACCUAUGAAAUUUCUAGCCACUGACUGGCAGAACGACGAGUUCGCGGGCUACGGGUCUUUCACCAAUUUUCCGCUAGGACAGGAGGACGGCGCCAAAGAUCUAGAAGUCCUGCGAGAGGGUUUAGGGACUGAAAGAGGUGUGUGGUUCGCUGGUGAGCACGUGGCGCCUACCAAAGGCAUUGGUACGGUCAUGGGUGCAUAUCAGAGCGGCGAGUAUGUUGCAAAAGCCAUCAUCAAGAUGAUACCCGUGGAAACAUUGCCCAGGAGGAGCUCAAAUGAGGGUACUGUCCGGAAAACGAUGUAG
Molecule: messenger RNA, 1605 nt
Organism: Diaporthe batatas
Lineage: Eukaryota; Fungi; Ascomycota; Sordariomycetes; Diaporthales; Diaporthaceae
Exons: 2
Coding region: 109-1605 (498 amino acids)
Molecular function (GO): oxidoreductase activity
Source: RefSeq, a predicted model, not a curated record